Biomphalaria glabrata is the source of this 2143-nucleotide messenger RNA. Its product is annotated as amidophosphoribosyltransferase-like. Gene Ontology annotation, biological process: purine nucleotide biosynthetic process; purine nucleobase biosynthetic process. Gene Ontology annotation, molecular function: amidophosphoribosyltransferase activity. The transcript has 12 exons. Bases 238 to 1764 code for a protein of 508 amino acids. NCBI's taxonomy places the organism in Eukaryota, Metazoa, Mollusca, Gastropoda, Planorbidae. The record is from RefSeq and is a predicted model, not a curated record.
AAAGUUUAUUAAAACUUUGUUUAUUCUGCUAUUAGUGUAGAUGACUGUGUUGUAGUAUUUUACUCAUUUAACAAAAGAUAAUUAGGCAGUCUAAGGAAGCGAGUUAUGCUGUAGUCCUAUACCAUCUCGCAUUGAAACAUAAAGCCUACAAGAACAGACCAGUUGGUUAGAGCAAACACAGUUAUAGACAGCUAUAUUUUAGAUUUAAGUCUUGAAUGAAACAACUCUAUAAGUAAAAUGGAGUUGUCUUCUAUUGAUACCACUAGUGAAUCUGGAUUGCGAGAAGAAUGUGGGUUGUUUGGUAUGGUGGCCGCCAACAGUGGUAUAGACAUCACAUUGUCACACCUGAUACACCUAGGACUGGUCGGUCUACAACACAGAGGUCAGGAAAGUGCAGGAAUAGUGACGUCUAUGGGAGGACCAAAUGACACAUUUGUCACAAGAAAAGCUAUGGGUCUUGUCAAUGGUGCAUUCUCAGAUGAUGAUAUUGUCAUUUUGAAAGGAAAUUUGGGCAUUGGUCAUGUUCGAUAUUCCACUCAGGGUUUAUCUAAUGCUUCAAACAUUCAGCCUUUUGUUGUAGAAAGUUUGCAUGGCCUAAUAGCAGUUGCACACAAUGGGGAACUAGUGAAUGCAAUGCAUUUGAAACAAAAGUUACUCCGCCAUGGUGUUGGCUUAUCAACAAGUUCUGACAGUGAACUAAUUACACAACUGCUAACACAUACCCCAGAUUGUGGUGAACCCAAUGGAGCCAAUUGGGUUGGAAGGAUCAAAAACAUGAUGCAAGAAACAGUUGCUUCCUACUCACUUUUGAUUAUGCAUAAAGAUAGGAUUUGGGCAGUCAGGGAUUCUUAUGGGAACAGGCCACUGUGUAUUGGCAAACUUUUACCUGCAGAUGCUGUUACAGUAAUGAGGAGCCCUUCAGGUAACAGACUGGCAUUACCUGAUGAAUCUGAGGCUUGGAUAGUUGCUUCUGAAUCCUGCACUUUUCAUGCCAUGGGAGCUGAGUAUGUCCGAGAUGUCUUACCAGGGGAAAUAGUGGAGGUGACCAAGAAUGGAGUUAUUUCAAGAUGUAUCGUCCCCAGGCCUGAAGCCCACCCUCCAGCUUUCUGUAUAUUUGAAUAUGUUUAUUUUGCCAGACCAGAUUCAAGAUUUGAAGGUCAAAUGGUGGCAUCUGUUAGACGGCGUUGUGGCAGGCAGUUAGCAUUAGAAUGGCCAGCAGAUGUUGAUCUGGUUAGCACUGUCCCUGAGUCAGCAACUCCAGCAGCAAUGGAGUAUGCAGCAACUCUCAACAUUCCUUACCGAGAAGUGCUCUGCAAAAAUAGAUAUGUGGGGCGCACAUUUAUUCAACCGUCUGCCCGUCUACGCAAACUUGGAGUUGCCAAAAAGUUUGGACCUUUGGUUGAUAACUUCUACGGUAAACGUCUUGUUAUUAUUGAUGACUCAAUAGUUCGAGGAACCACCAUGGGACAGCUUGUGGCACUCUUAAGGAAAGCUGGUGCUAAAGAGGUCCAUGUUAGAGUGGCCUCUCCUCCAAUCAAAUAUCCUUGUUACAUGGGUAUCAAUAUUCCAACAAAAGAAGAACUGGUUGCAAACAUCAUUCCUUUGAAUGAAAUGGCUAAACUGUUUGGAGCUGAUUCGGUGCAUUAUUUGUCACUUGAAGGCCUGAAGAAAGCUGUGACAGAAGGCUUGAAGGAAGGUCAAGAAACUGGACACUGCACAGCUUGCUUAAGUGGGGACUACCCAGUUAAGAAACUAGAUUGGUAGCUGACAAUUGAAAAAUUCCUUCUUAAAAAAACCUAGCUCAAUCGAAAGCUCAAAAAAAAAAAAGCAACAAAUAAAUAAACCAGGGAGCCUUGAUGUGUUCACAAACAUUAUUUUAAUACCAACAGUAUUGUCUUACUAAAUAUAUUUUUAACUCUUAAAACCAACUUGGCAUUUUUAUAUUUUAUUUGACUACUUACCAAUAAAAGUGCCAAUAGUUUCAACUGCUAGUUGACUGACAUUAGAUAAUAAUUAUAUGUCAUAUGUAACUGUUGAAUUGGUGUUUAUGUGUCAACAAAACAAGGCUAACUGAGCAUGUAUGUAUAUAUAUAUUUGUCAAUUAUUACAUUUGAUAUUAUUAAAAGAUCUAUCAGGGAACUGA